GUGUAAAACCAGAUACUCAAUCUUGUGGGCCUGGUGAAUUAUGUCAAUUAACGCCUGGUUCUGAUGAUUGUAAACCAGGUGUUAUUUGUGUAAAUGGUGUUUGCCAACAAACACUAGAUAGUGGUUGCGUUGUGGGAGGAAGUAAACACAAUUGUGGUAUAGGUGAACU
Molecule: messenger RNA, 169 nt
Organism: Racocetra fulgida
Lineage: Eukaryota; Fungi; Glomeromycota; Glomeromycetes; Diversisporales; Gigasporaceae
Source: the annotation of a GenBank genome assembly